Molecule: messenger RNA, 1783 nt
Organism: Zea mays
Lineage: Eukaryota; Viridiplantae; Streptophyta; Magnoliopsida; Poales; Poaceae
Product: protein ALP1-like
Exons: 4
Coding region: 544-1569 (341 amino acids)
Source: RefSeq, a predicted model, not a curated record
AUAUGUUUCCCAACAGAUUUUGGGCCUCACCGAGCCCAAUUACGGAAGGCAGAGCACCCGCCUGCUCGCCGCAGGGCAUCAUGGUUCGGCUCGAGUACACGGCGACCUGUUCGCAGCGCGCCACUACCGGCGCCGCCCUCAUCAUCGCCGCCGCCAGGCUCUCCUACGCCAACAUCGAGCCCCAGCGUGCCAAGGCCUUCAUCCAUCGCAAGCUCGGAGGGUCCGCCUCCCCACAGCAUCAGGAGCAGGAUCCAGCCCGGAGCACCUAGGGUCGGCCGAGAUGAUGGGAAUCAAGUCAUUGACAAAUUAGGGGCAGGGCAAUCUGCCUGGAAACAUCCCGCAACGUCACCAACGCAUAGCCACAGAGAGAGAAGAGAAGACAAGUGCCGCGCCCAAGCCCAUUCGCACCUUCACCGCCGACGGUCCGGUCUACCCCGCCGUGUCAUUCACAGAGAUCAUUUCGCUGGAGAAAACCUCAUCCAACAUCACUACUUCGCCGCUAACCCAGUGUAUCCACCGCAUGUGUUUCGUAGAAGGUUCCGCAUGAGUAGGCCUUUGUUUCUCCGCAUUCUGCAAGGUCUUCAACAACACGAUAUUUACUUUACACAAAGAGUUGACGCAACUGGUAUGCCCGGACUAGGACCAUUACAAAAAGUUUGUGCAGCCAUGCGGAUACUUGCUUAUGGCUUACCUUCAGAUGCGGUAGACGAGUAUAUUCAAAUUGGGGAAUCAACGGCUAGGGAAUGCCUUCAUCAUUUUUGUCGCGCAAUCAUUGAUUGUUUUAGUGCUUGGUAUUUACGCACUCCAACUCAAGAUGACAUUAAUCGCAUCAUGCAUAAUAGUGAGUCGCGGGGUUUUCCUGGCAUGUUGGGAUCCAUCGAUUGCAUGCACUGGGAGUGGAGGAACUGUCCAACGGCAUGGCGAGGUCAAUUUUGUGGUCGAAAUGGUAGGGCAUCCAUGAUACUUGAAGCUGUUGCAACGUAUGAUCUAUGGAUUUGGCAUGCAUUUUUUGGCAUGCCUGGGACAAACAAUGACGUGAACGUGCUCCACCGUUCCCCCGUCUUUGACCCAAUCACUACUGGUCGAAUGCCCCCUGUCAAUUACACAGUUAAUGGUAAUGCGUACAACUUCGGUUAUUACCUCGCUGAUGGUAUUUACCCAAACUGGCCUACUUUUGUGAAAGCAAUCCGACACCCAUACGAGGAAAAGAAAGUCUACUUCACUCAGAUGCAGGAAAGUUGCCGAAAGGAUAUUGAGCGUGCAUUUGGAGUACUUCAAGCCCGGUGGGCGGUGCUCCGUGGACCAGCUUAUGGUUGGGAUCGUAAUCGUUUGACAGAGAUAAUGACGGCUUGCAUCAUCAUGCAUAACAUGAUCGUUGAAGACGAAGGCCCAUUUGCUGCAAACAUUGAUUUCGGAGACAACUCUUCAAGGAUUGAUUCAUCUCAAAUAAUAGCGGAAGGCCGUGCCGAAUGGGUUAUUAACCACUUCGAUCUACGUCGCCAAGAUAGAUCGUGCUCCCUUCAAAAUGAUCUUGUCGAGCACUUAUGGAGUCGCCGUGGAAGUAUGUAAUACUAGAGUGUCGUAGCAGCUGAGUUCGUACUUACUAUCACUACUUGUUAUGUGUUUUCGUCUAAGUUUGUAUUCGAAUAAAUAAGCUACGUUUCGCAAAUUUGCCAAACAACCUAGUACAUUUUAGUUCACAUACUAAGUUUUAUUGUACCACACACAACGGAACAUAAGAAAUCAUGUUUUCUUGAACAAUUUAUAACAUACCAUUCGAUUG